ACACUAUAUGGAUUAUAUAAAAGAGCUGUUGAAAUAUGUAAAAAUGACUAUUUGGUAAUACAGUGUAGUUCAGGUGUUGGAAGAUCUGGUACACUUGCAAUGAUUAUCCAUAUGAUUGAUACAAUCGACAAGGAAAACCCUUUUGAUCCCUUCAAAAGUUUGGAUUUCAUUAGGCAACAUCGUUAUAAAGGAGUCCAAACUAUAAGUCAAUUUUUCCUGGCUUUAUGUAUUCUUUAUCAACAUUUUGAAGAUGACAUUAAAUUUGUUGAUCGAAAAUUAUAUGACCAAUUUAUGGAAUUGACACAAAUUGUCUUUGAUGGAGAAAAAUUAAGUUAUUGCUAA
Molecule: messenger RNA, 342 nt
Organism: Strongyloides ratti
Lineage: Eukaryota; Metazoa; Nematoda; Chromadorea; Rhabditida; Strongyloididae
Product: Protein-tyrosine phosphatase, receptor/non-receptor type domain and Protein-tyrosine/Dual specificity phosphatase domain and Protein-tyrosine phosphatase, catalytic domain-containing protein
Exons: 1
Biological process (GO): protein dephosphorylation
Molecular function (GO): protein tyrosine phosphatase activity
Source: RefSeq, a predicted model, not a curated record